GCCCCAUUAUAAUCGUGUCAUCAAGGUGCGCGUGCUGCCCGGUGUGUGUGGACGAUCGGUUGCACGUGAAUCACCGUGAUGGCCAGCAGCUCUGAUGUGGUGAAGAAAGUCAUGCGAUUCAAACUUCAACUCUCAGAUACAACAGACUCUGCUACGGUUCUGAAAGUUUUGCAGAAACUCAAGGAUCUUGAUAUCACAUUAGACAUUCUUGCUGAAACUGGAAUUGGCAAAACAGUUAACUCGUUGCGCAGACACGAACAGGCUGGAGAAUUUGCAAAGCUGCUAGUAAGGGGUUGGAAAAGAUUGGUUCCUAAAGAUUCCACAAGCCACAAAGAAGAUGGAGAGAUGUCAGAGAGUUUAUCUGUCAGAAACAAACUAGAUGACAAAAACUGUCCAAAUAAUGGAACUUUGACAAUGGAGGAUUUAAACAAUAAUUGUAUAACAUCUCAUGACAACAGUCAGAGCUCUCCAGACGAGGCCCUCUUCAAAACAGAGAACUGGCAAACUGAUUCAGAGAAACAAUGUGAGGAACAAAUGAGACCUCAGGAUCAGAAUGAAAAUCAAGAAAAAAGUUUCCAAGAAAACUGCAAUGUUUCUCAGAAUAACAUCUUCAAAAAGAAAAUGCAAGAGGAUAAAAUGGACAGUUUAGUUGUUUCCAUGGAGAAGAAAAAUCAUCAGAGUAACAGAAAAUCAGCAGAAGGUGAUUUUUUGCUCGGAAACAAAAACUUGGACACUCAUCAGGAAUCCAAGUCAGAUUUCAAAGAAAAAAUGAAGAGCAACUCAGAUAGUGGAAGACUUGGGUCCGAAAAAGAGUCAAACAAGAAGUCAAAGACAUCAAAAGAAUUAUUAAAGGAAGAAUCUAUUUCAUUUGCAUCCCGUGACAAAUGCUCCGAAACCUUAAAACUGGCCAGUGUCAAAGAUGACACAUCUUCAGGAAUAUCGAGGAGCUUGGACUCCCAUAACAGAAAAAGGAAAAAAACAGGGAACAAGAUGCAGGCCACUCUGAAACAAGAACCGGAGUCUGAAAACAAGGGACAUUCCAAACACAAAAACAAAAAGGCCAAAAUAAAACACAAAGACAAGAAAAGUGACAAUGACCCCAAGGAGCCCUCUGUGUCUUUUGAAUCAUGCUUGAACUACGACGCAAAUGUUUUCAAGAGAAAAGAAAGAUCUGGAGUGAAGAAACCUCCCAGAAAAAUCGAGACUGUAGUGAAAGAAGAAGCAACUAAUUAUCCAGGCAUGAAAGCUUUCAAGUCACAUGUGAUGUCUGUAAAUGUUACCUCUCCAAAACAGCAGUGUAAGGAGUCUAUAAUGGACCUGGUGAACAUUCCUUUACCCGCUGUUCUUCCUGAAUGUGAACAGCCAUCCAGUGUUGACUACUUUGACAGGAAAGCUGAGAAAGAGACGGAUAUCUGUGACAUCUCGGAAGAGUCUGCAGUCUUCACUGGUCAGAGACUUAACAGGAAGAUGCAAGUGUACUCCGGUGCCAAGACCAUCUUCCUCCCAGCCAUGAUGAGCCUGCACCAACAGUGUAUCCGCACGCUCCAGAAUAACAUCAACUUGCUUUAUGAAACUGGCGGAGUCCCGUUUGAAAUCCUGGAGCCUGUGUUGGAAAGGUGUACACCAGAGCAGCUGCUACGCAUUGAAGAAUACAACCCAAUCUAUGUUGGAGUGACGGACCACUUAUGGGGGAAACAUUGUCAGAGGGACUUCAAAGACUGCAAACUUCAGGAAUAUGAAUCAUGGAAAGAAAUGUACAUCAGGCUGUCUGAGGAGAGGGAAAUGAAACUCCAAAGACUCACUAAAAGCAUUGUCUCGGCACAGUCUAACAAACCCAAAGGGCGGCAGGUGAAGAUGGCAUUUAUUCACACUGUUGCCAAGCCACCGAGAGAUGUGCGAAUUCAGCAGGAAAUUCAUGGAACUGCUGUUCAGCAGCCUCAUCAGCUCAAGUGCAGCAUCAAGGUUCAGGACAACAGACCGAGGCCGAGUUGUAUCGAACCCAGCCGGUCCAGCAGCACCACUUCGGGGGCAGGCAAUACACAAGACCCCCGCAAAAAAACAAGAGUUGCUCCAAUGAUGGCAAAGUCCUUAAAGGCAUUCAAGAAACAGCUGGGACGCAGAUAAAUGCUCUUAUGAUCUCGCUAUUUACAGUGUGUGGGUGUGGUGAAAGUGCACUCUGGCACUCAUUAACUUUGGACAGUAGAAAGCCUGUGUUCACCUUAGAUUACUCUGUGUUGUUUGUCUAAAUAUUCAGGCAGUUGCCAUGUUUUUUUUUUUCUAUACCUAUGAAUUGUCUUCACUAUUAAAUGGACAAUGAAAUAAGCAAAU
Scatophagus argus is the source of this 2328-nucleotide messenger RNA. It is a transcript of the gene eloal, whose product is annotated as elongin A, like. Lineage: Eukaryota; Metazoa; Chordata; Actinopteri; Scatophagidae. Bases 79 to 2124 code for a protein of 681 amino acids. The transcript is spliced from 11 exons. The record is from RefSeq and is a predicted model, not a curated record. Gene Ontology annotation, biological process: transcription elongation by RNA polymerase II. Gene Ontology annotation, cellular component: nucleus; elongin complex.